This is a messenger RNA of Diaporthe batatas, 1290 nucleotides long. RefSeq lists its product as uncharacterized. Gene Ontology annotation, biological process: amine catabolic process. Bases 210 to 1256 code for a protein of 348 amino acids. The record is from RefSeq and is a predicted model, not a curated record. Gene Ontology annotation, molecular function: D-cysteine desulfhydrase activity; 1-aminocyclopropane-1-carboxylate deaminase activity; pyridoxal phosphate binding. Lineage: Eukaryota; Fungi; Ascomycota; Sordariomycetes; Diaporthales; Diaporthaceae. The transcript has a single exon.
GCUCAAUAUGCCACGGAUCCGUCUUCUACCGGCAUGGUUAUCCGGACCGAUGCCGGAUUGAGAGGAAGCGCGUUCUGAAACUCAUGGCUCGUACAUAACAGGACAAGAGACAUCGAGUCAAGCGUCGUGAGUGCUGGAGGUUGUCCUGUUCCUCAACGUCAACACCACCACAUCAUAUCCUAGCCGCCAGACAGAGGAUAACCACAACCAUGUCUACUUCCGUCACACUCCCGGAGCCAUUUGCCUCCAUCCCACGGUCCAGCCUCACAUUCGGGCCAUCACCCAUCCAGGCGCUCCCCAAGAUCUCAAAAGCCCUCGGCGGACAAGUAAAUGUCUACGCCAAGCGCGAGGACGUGAACUCAGGCCUGGCCUUCGGCGGCAACAAGGUCCGCAAGCUGGAGUACCUCGUCCCACAGGCCAUCGCCGAGGGCGCCGACACGCUCGUCUCGAUAGGCGGCGUCCAGUCCAACCACACCCGCGCCGUCACGGCCGUCGCCGUCGCCAGCGGGCUCAAGGCGGCCACCGUCCAGGAGCACUGGGUCGACUGGACGGACCCCGGCUACGAGAAGGUCGGCAACCUGCAGCUGAGCCGGCUGAUGGGCGGUGACGUCCACCUCGACCCCAGCGGGUUCGGCAUCGAGCACAAGACCACCCUGGCGAACCUCACCAAGGACCUCGAGAGCAAGGGCCAGAAGCCCUAUUAUAUCCCCGCGGGCGCGAGCGACCACCCCUUUGGAGGGCUGGGCUUCGCGAGGUGGGCGUUCGAGGUGGAGCAGCAGGAGGCCGAGCUUGGUGUCUUCUUCGACACCGUCCUCGUGUGCGCCGUCACGGGGAGCACGUUCGCGGGCAUGAUCGCCGGGUUCAAGCUGGCGGAGAAGAAGGGCGGCAAGCCGAGGAGGGUCAUCGGCAUCGACGCCAGUGCCAAGGUGAAGCAGACGUUCGACCAGGUCCUGCGGAUCGCAAAGUUCACGGCCGCCAAGAUCGGCCUGUCGGAGGAUGACAUCACGGAGAAGGAUGUCGAGCUGGUGGACAGGUAUCAUGCGGGCACGUAUGGUAUUCCGGACGAGCAGACCAUCGAGGCUAUCAAGUUUGGUGCCAGCACAGAGGCUUUCAUCACGGAUCCUGUGUAUGAGGGCAAGAGUCUGGCGGGUAUGAUGGAUAUGAUUAAGAAGGGGGAGAUUCCUGCGGGUAGCAACGUACUGUAUGCUCACCUGGGUGGGCAGCUCGCGCUGAACGCAUAUUCAACGAUUCCGUGAGGUAGUCACAAUUGAUGAGCUUUGAAAUUCGCCA